Molecule: messenger RNA, 3116 nt
Organism: Owenia fusiformis
Lineage: Eukaryota; Metazoa; Annelida; Polychaeta; Sabellida; Oweniidae
Source: the annotation of a GenBank genome assembly
UUAUCAUUGUUGCUAGAACGUAUCAUUGUAGUUCAGUUCUCAGUCAGGAUUCAACAACAAUAUGUCGUACAGGAUAUCACCAGUGCUUAGUCCAAGUGCUAUUCCCAUCCCAGGGGGUUUACAUCCUGGGAAAGAGGUCAUAAUUAAAGGCCAUCAGAUCCCUGGGGCAGACAGGUUCCAGGUUAAUUUCCAGUCAGAUGCGGAAGAAGAAGCUGGUUCAAUCCCACUCCACUUCAAUCCCCGUCAGAGUAUGGGAUAUGUGGUCCGCAAUGCCUUCUAUGGAGGAUGGGGGCCAGAGGAGGUAGAGGAACCAGAAUUCCCAUUUAGAGAUGAUGAGGACUUCACCAUAAGAAUCAUCACAUUCCCAGAGUACUAUGUGGUCCAUGUGAAUGGCAGACAUUUCAUUGACUUCCCCCACCGUGCAUCAUUUGAAGAAGUAAAGUAUUUAGCUGUUGGUGGAGAUGCAGAAUUCCAUGAAGUCAUAUUCAUAGACAAUAUCCAGAUGCUUCCCUAUUGGGGCACUUUCCCAGGCAUUGAUGAUCAGUUCCUGCCUGGAUCUGGGGUCAGAGUCAGAGGUCAAGUCAUGCAAGGAGCACAAAGGUUUGAGAUCAACUUCUGUAACAGUCUGGAUGGAGGUGAUGAUCGUCCCUUCCACUUCAACCCCCGCAUGGAGGACAAAAAAGUUGUACGUAAUUCACAGAUUGAUGGAGGUUGGGGUGAUGAAGAGAGAGAUACUGAUGAGUUCCCCUUCAAGGAGGGUGACUUCUUUGAGGUCACCAUAGUUGCCUCUGAUGAUUGCUUCAAGUGUUUCUGGGGUGAUGAGAGAGUCAACUACAGUCAUAGAAUCCCAAUUGAGAACAUUCACAACUUGAUGAUAGAUGGCAACGUUGCCCUAACCAGUGUAGAGUACCUAGUCCCACAUCUGAUGCAAGUUGUUGACAUCCCUGCAGUAGUGCCGAUACCCCAUGGUAUGUCCGAGGGCAAGUGUGCAGUCAUCAGAGGCUUUGUGCCAGAUGAGAUUGACAGAUUCCACAUCAACCUGCAGAAUGACCCUGAGGGUAAUGAGGUGGGGUACCACUUCAAUCCCCGCUAUGAGGACAAGGAGGUGGUCCAGAACUCCUGCCUAGGGGGGUGGCAGGAAGAAGAAAGGAGCAAACGACCUAGGGCUCUCAAACAAGGCCGUCCCUUUGAGGUCAGAAUCAUGGCCUGGGAUGAUAAAUUCACUGUGUAUGUGAAUGGAGAAUACUUCAGUUCCUACAGCUACAGAUGCCCCCUUGAAGACAUCAAGUUCUUGGCUGUUGAUGGCAAUGCUCUAUUCUACGAGGCCUAUAUUGAUUUACCUAUGCGUCAACCUUAUGUGGAGAAGAUAUCUGGCUAUAUGAUGCCUGGGAGGUGGCUCACCUGUAGAGGAGUUCUAAAGAAAGAAGAGGAUGCCAACAGGUUCCAAAUAGAUCUGCAAACUGGAGAACAAUGUCCCCCAGAAUCCGACUCCAUUUUCCAUUUCAACCCUCGCAUGGAGGAUCGAAAAGUAGUGCGAGGUGCCUGCAUAGGUGGCGGUUGGGGAGAUGAAGAAAGAGAUCAACCUGAUUGGCCGUUUAAACCCAACGAGUUCUUUGAGAUCCUCAUUAAUGUGAGAGAAGGAGGAUAUAUGACAUAUGUAAACAACAAGCCGUUUGUCUGGUUCAACCACAGAGUGGACUCUACCCAAUGUAAUCACAUUGGCAUGUUAGGCGAUGCCCACUUCUUCCACAUAGACAUGGUGUAAAAUAGCAUUCAAAGGAUAUCACAUAUUGACAAUGGAAUUCUAAACUGUUCGUUCUCUGAUCUAAAAUGAGGACCAAUUACCUGAUUUUCUGUGUUUAAGACAAUAAGGAUAAUGCUACUAUUCAUGAAGUAUGCCCCUCAUGCUUUCCUUGGUUUCUGCUUCAUUUGCUUAUUCAAGAGACUGGAUUGUGGAUAAAAUAAAUGUUUAAGGCAUGGAUGCAGAUGUAUAAUCAAUACUUAUAGUAGGGGUGUGUAUGGCCUGAUGGUGGAUGCUGGGGAUGGAGAUGAGAAAAUAGCAGAAAUGUACAGGAAAGACUGGAAGAAGCAAUAUUGUUAUGUACAAUGUACUUAUAAAAAAACAAUUAAAGUAUAUUGUUUAAAGUGCAUAGUGAUUAAUCCAUCUGGAAUCAUGUUUGUAAAAUUGUAUAACUGCAUUAGUGUUAGUAAACUGAACAGAUGGGUUGUUUACCCAUAGCUUGGGUCAGAGAAGCUGUAGUGGUGACCCAUAGGGGAAACCAGUAGCUCUGGUCAAGUGACCCAUAGCUGGGGUUUGGUGACCAAUGACCAUAGCUCGGGUCAAAUAAUUCAUAGCUUGGGUAAUUUCUAAUUAUAAUAUUUUGAACAAUUCAAACACUCAUUAGUGGUCAACUUUACUGAUUUACUUUCGCUACACAAUGUGACACAAGAAUCUUGAGAAGACACAGCCCAAAUCCACCUAAGCCACACCCCACCUUUCUUUAAUGUAUAGGGUAAGAUUUGUAGUGAAGAAGAUGCUAUUGGUUUUUAUCUAGGCUCAGGCUAUCACCCAAAUUGAGAAACCGGUGUGAUAUUGAAGUAUUAAUAGUAUGAUUAUUACAAAUGGGCUUAUAAGUAAUUAUAUAAGGCUAUGCCUAGAAUGUUUUGUUUAAUCUUGGCUUUCCAGUGGAGAAAUUUAUUCAUGUUCAAUUAAUUUUACCAUGGAAAGCCAAGCUAAAGUAAAAGAGGAUGUAUGAUGUUACAGCACCCAAUAUUGUUGUUAUGUAUGACUUAUAGGUCUUUGUUGUAUUUUCUAUGUGUUUUAUGAAGAUAAAUAUUAAGAUUUAUAUUAAUGAAUUAUUUCACAUCCUCUUCACAAUCAAUAUGAUAAAAUGUAUCUUAUAUGAAAUCGAUAAAAUAAAUUAAAUAUUGUAUAUAUAAAUUUUGCGCUGUACUUGUAAAUACUGUUUUUAAUUGUAAUCAACUUACGGAUUUAAAUAAAAGCGUAAUAUUAGAUAAUAAAUUAUUGAAUAUGAUUGUAGUAAUUUAUUUUUAUAUGAUCAAUUUUUUAAAUGUAUAAAUUACAUGUACAAUGUAGAUGUAAAAAUUAAAUGGAG